GGGUGGGAUCUGUAAGACUUGACUUUGCUCUGAGAGGUUUAAAACGAGGCUUCAUCAUGGACAGGCCGAUAAGCAAAUUGUUGGAGAAGUUAAAGCGGACAGAAUCGGGCAGUGUGAAAUUCAACAGUUCAAAGAAAAAGCUCGACUCUGCCAGCAACUCCAAUAACAGCAACGCCAACCCUGGCAUCUCCGGAGGCAGCGGUCUGCCACCGGCUCCCGGCGCUGCAGCUGCCUCGCCCUCAAGACCCGGCCAGUUCUCGCUUGCCUCUGCAACCACAAGCGAUACAUGUGUUCCAGCCGGUGGGAGAGGAGGAGGAGGAGGAGGAGGAGGAGGAGGAGGAGGGGGAGGAGGGGGAGGGAUGGGAAUGACUCCCCCACAGCUCCUCACCCCGCCGCCACCUUCCUCCAACGUGGGCGCUGUAUCCCAAGAUGGCGAGCAGCUGCUUCACCCUUCCACCUUGGCUCCGCUGAGGCGCCGCUCCCCCCAGCAGAGGGCGUCCUGUUACCUGGGCGAAGGCGUCGACUCCCACCUGAGGCGCGAGUCCGGCCUGGGCCCCGAGUGCGACCCGUCGGGGGCGUUUGGCUCCAAGGCGUCCCUCAACCAGCGCCGCUACUCGCUGGAGCUCCAGCAGCUGGUCAGACGGCAGCAGCUCCUCUCGCAGCCGCCGCCUCUGUCUGUCCCCCCGCUGUACCCUGCCUACAUGGGCUCGGCUCCCAGAGGGGGUCUGGCGGAGCCGGGCUACCUCUCCGAGCCUGAGAGGCACAAACGCCUCUCUCUCCAGGAGGCUCUGUUUUACAAACGGCUGAGCACCGGGAGUGAACUCUGGGAGAGCACCAGGCCGGCGUCCCUCUCGCAUCCACCACAUCGAACAUCCGAUAUGCCCGGAGGAGGCUUCUUUUACCCCCCCGGACCAACCCUGAGCCCAUGCUCGUCGUUCAGCCUCCAGGAGUCCGUGCUGGUCAGCCCCAGGUCCAGCUUCGCUUCUAGCACUGCUAGCGGCGGCGGCGGCGGGAGCCCCAUGGGGAGUCGCUGCAGCAGCAACCGCACCAGCGGCAUCAGCCUGGGCUUCGACUCCCGGUACUCCGCCUCUGGAGGCUUCCCUCCGCAGCAGCAGUCCCCCUCCAUGCAGUCGGGGGGCUCCGCUGCUGGGUGCGGGGUCAGGGCUGGAGUGACCCCCGUGGAGGCUUGGAAUCAGUACCUCGAGGGAGGGAUGCGCCAAGGCGCCCAAGACAGCCGGCACUCUUACCCACCGGCUGUCGGAAGUCCGUGCUACCAGGCCGGCCCCGAGUGGUGGGAGGAACAGCAGACGGGAGUGCGGGUCAAAGAAGGAGCCGCGAUGGGCGACAGGGCCCGAUACUCAGACCUGCCCGGCACCCGGUACCAGGAGGAGAUCACCCGACUCAUCCUGAGGGAUGCAGCGCUGGAAGGCGGCGGGCUCAUGGAGGGCCUGAUGCUGAAGGAGCAGUCUCAGGCGCUGACGGCUCUCUCCAAACCCAACACGACGACACUCGGGCCGUGCUCAGCCGGAGUGCCCGGCAAGCCUCUGGAGGAUCCUGGAGCCGGGAGGGAGGGAGGAGAGAACCGGCAGGAGUUCUUUGGAACCUGCGUGAAGUGUGGGAAAGGCGUGUACGGAGCGGAUAACGCCUGCCAGGCUCUGGAUAGCCUCUAUCACACACGCUGCUUCACCUGUGUGUCCUGUGGACGCACCCUGAGAAACAAGGACUUCUACAAUGUCAACGGCUCUGUGUACUGUAAAGAGGAUUACAUGUUUUCAGGGUUCCAGGCUGCCGCGGAGAAGUGUAGUGUGUGUGGCCACCUGAUUCUCGAGCAGAUCCUGCAGGCUCUCGGGAACUCGUACCAUCCGGGCUGUUUUCGCUGCGUGCGGUGCUCCAAGGCUCUGGACGGCGUGCCUUUCACUGUGGACCAUCAGAGCAACAUCUACUGCGUGGCAGACUACAACAAGACUUUUGCUCCAAAGUGUGCUGCUUGUUUACAACCCAUCUUACCUACUGAGGGCAGUGAAGAGAUCCUCAGGGUCGUGUCUAUGAACAAGGACUAUCACUUUGAGUGCUACCACUGUGAGGAGUGCCAUAAGCAGCUCUCCGAUAAGCCCGGCUCGCAGUGCUUCCCUCUGGACUCUCAUCUCCUCUGCCACUCCUGUCACAUGAGCCGAGCUUGCGCCACACACAACAUUCCCCCUCACAACAACAACACACACUGAUCAGUUCCUGUGCAGCUGCGGAUGUUAUGAAAAGCUGGUCUUAACGUGCCGUCAUUCCCCGCGUGCUUUAGCUCCGCCUUUCUUUCUUUCUUCUUUCCUUCAGAGAUAAAACUGCUGAUAUUAAGACAUUUCCACUGACUCACUCUGGGGUCAGUCCUUUGUGUUACAUGUACUGCCUGCUGUCCUUCUUGUACUGAUACUGUAACAUAAUUAUAAGGGAACGGGGAAGAAACUACUGCUUUUUUUUUUACCCACAUGUGGCUACUGUUUGCUGUAGAAGAACAAGGGAUUUUGCUAAACUGUUUUGUAAAUAUUGUCGCUAGCAAACAUUUUGCACUUAAAUUGGACUUUACUGUAAGAGAUGUGUUUAGUGAAUCUGUACAAUUUGGGGGAAACAUUGCUGUAAUUUCUGCAUGUUGUAAUAAAUAUUCUCAUUGUGUUUGAACCUA
Molecule: messenger RNA, 2671 nt
Organism: Labrus bergylta (ballan wrasse)
Lineage: Eukaryota; Metazoa; Chordata; Actinopteri; Labriformes; Labridae
Gene: ajuba
Product: ajuba LIM protein
Biological process (GO): response to hypoxia; regulation of DNA-templated transcription; positive regulation of miRNA-mediated gene silencing
Cellular component (GO): P-body; adherens junction; nucleus
Molecular function (GO): transcription corepressor activity
Source: RefSeq, a predicted model, not a curated record